AUGGCGACAACAGAGCGGACUCCGUUUAUGAAUCCAGAUAAUGACUUGUCGAGCUUGAAGGACACAGCUGUUCGACAUGGCUUUGUUCGGAAGGUCUUCGGCAUCCUUGGAGUGCAGCUUUUUGCUACUACAAUUGUGGCAGGCUUCAUUACCAUCUAUGGCGAUCAUUUGGUGUCAUCAAAUCCUGGCCUGGUAACCACGCUGAUGGUGUGCUCAAUUAUGCUCGUCCUCAGUGUUAGCUGCGUUUUCAUGUGCUGCCCAGACACCAUGAGGCGGAGUCCCACCAACUAUGCGCUGCUGUCGCUCUUCACCUUGGCAGAGGCCGUCCUAGUUGGCUUCAUCUGCGUCCAAUACACAGUGCAGUCGGUCCUGGUGACUUUGGCCAUCACAGCAGUGGUGACUCUGUCGCUGAUGCUCUUUUCUUGCCAGACCACGUAUGAUUUCACUGGCUAUAUGCCCUACAUGUUUACCGCCACAUUAGUUCUGCUCUUCCUGGGGAUUGGCAUCUCCAUCUCUGCAGCCUUUGGGGCUGCAGGCACCGGCGCCUUUAAGGUUCUGAACAUGAUUUAUGCUGGUCUGGGUGCCUUGAUGUUUUCCUUCUACAUUGUUCUCGACACGCAGAUGAUCCUGGGCGGAAAGCACAGCAAGUUCAGGUUCUCCAUCGAUGACUAUUGCAUGGCCGCCAUUAAUAUCUACAUGGACAUCGUGCAGCUUUUCCUCUUCCUUCUGCAGCUCCUCGGCGAGCGCAAAUGA
Molecule: messenger RNA, 753 nt
Organism: Durusdinium trenchii
Lineage: Eukaryota; Dinophyceae; Suessiales; Symbiodiniaceae
Source: the annotation of a GenBank genome assembly